Messenger RNA from Drosophila takahashii, 3596 nucleotides. RefSeq names its product bestrophin 2 (gene Best2). NCBI's taxonomy places the organism in Eukaryota, Metazoa, Arthropoda, Insecta, Diptera, Drosophilidae. Gene Ontology annotation, molecular function: chloride channel activity. The record is from RefSeq and is a predicted model, not a curated record.
UUGUGUUUGUCGAGCGGUCAGGUUGCUCGGCGGUCGGCAUCGCAAUCGCAGUUGCAGCUCCAGCUUGAAGUGUCCAGCGAUAAACCCGUCGUCGCGCAGUCGGAAAGCUUAAAAAACUGAGGCUUGGAGAGAGCGAGAAAGACAGGGAGUCGCAGCCUGAGCGGCGGGGGUGUGAGUGAGAGGGAAAGCAGCCGACGGCGACGCUUUUUCAAUGACGCGACAACAAAAACAAUUAACAAAAUUCGCGUACGAAAUCAAGCAACAACUACAAUUCGGCCUUCUCCGUAUUGGCAGCGGCCUAGCGCCGGCAAAAAUAACAAUAAAUCCCAAUUGUUUGUGAUUAAGUAAACAAAACAAGAUCGGCUAACAAAAAAAACUAAGUCAAAAAGGAGGGACGUCAACAAACAAUGACGGUCUCAUAUGCUGGUGAAGUGCCAAAUGGAAGCAGCUUCGGCUGCUUCUGGAAGAUCCUCUGGAAAUGGCGAGGAAGCGUUUACAAAUUGAUCUGGCGCGAAUUAGUUGCGUAUCUCUGUUUAUACUACACUAUAAAUGUUAUCUACAGAUUUGGUCUGACAGAAAGUCAGCAGGCCAUUUUUAAGAAAAUUCGCCUUUACUUCGGGCAGCAGAGUGAAAGUAUACCCAUGUCCUUUGUGCUGGGCUUCUAUGUAAAUCUGGUGGUGAAACGUUGGUGGGAGCAAUAUCGCCUUCUGCCCUGGCCAGAUACGUUGGCCCUGUUUAUAAGUGCUGCUAUACCCAAUUCAAAUGGCGGUGUGAAUAACGAAACGGGUCGCCUUAUGCGUCGUAAUAUCAUGCGCUAUAUGGUCUUGGCCUAUGUGAUCACCCUGCAGCGAAUUUCCCUUCGAGUAAAACGUCGCUUUCCCACCACCCAACAUCUUGUGGAUGCGGGUCUGAUGCACGAGUCCGAGAUGAAAAUCUUCGAGGCUCUGAACCAGAAGAGUCCCAUGUCCAAGUACUGGAUGCCCCUGGUCUGGGCCACCAACAUCAUAAAUCGAGCCAGAAAGGAUGGCCUAAUCGCCUCGGAUCAUAUUGUCCAAACUAUACUGGUGGAACUUUCGGAUAUACGUCGACGUUUGGGUGGUCUUAUUGGAUACGACACGGUCUGUGUUCCUCUGGUCUACACUCAGGUGGUAACCCUGGUGCUGUACACCUAUUUCAUAGCUGCCCUCUUGGGCCGACAAAUGUUGCCCAAUGUCCUGGAUAGAAACGGUCGCGAAGAUCCCGAUCUGUUCUUUCCCCUCUUCACCGUACUGCAGUUUGUCUUCUACGUGGGCUGGCUGAAAGUGGCCGAGGUGCUAAUCAAUCCCUUUGGCGAAGAUGACGAUGAUAUCGAGCUCAACUGGCUGAUUGACCGGCACAUCAAGGCUGCCUACAUGAUCGUGGACGAGAUGCACGAGGAGCACCCCGAGCUGCUGAGGGACCAGUACUGGGAGUGCGUGGUGCCCAAGGAUCUGCCCUACACGGUGGCCUCCGAGCAUUACCGGAAGGACGAGCCCAAGGGAUCCGCCGAGAAGUACAAGGUCAAGAAGGAGGACGCCAUGUACGCCAACAUAAUGCCCGGUGGCGGCAAGCGGAUGCUUAGCGACGAUGUCUACGCGGAUUAUGAGAGCGUGGACACCCCGAUGGUGGAGCGGCGAAAGAACAACUGGCUGGUACGUCAGCUCUCUCGAAUGGGUUCGAUGAGGAGUCAGUCCACGGCCUAUUCCUCCGGCGGAAUGCCCUUCAACAGGAACCGCCUCAACUCCGUGUAUUCUAGUCCCGAGUCCGGCUUGCCACUGACCAUUCUGCAGCAGCAGCAACUGCAGCAGGCGCAUCAGCAACAGCAGGCGGGAUCGCAGCCAAGUAAAUCGAGUCUCUACGGGAAAUUUGUGCACCGCAAGUCGAUCAGAGCACAACGCCAACUUAUUAAGCAGAACUCCAAGUUGAAUGGCUUAAAUGUGAAUGUGGCCAAGACGACCAGACCGCGGAUUCCCACGCCCGAGGUAACCAAGGAUGGCCAGACGAAUCCAGCCUCGAGCUCGGUCCUAAUGGCACCACCUCACCAGAUGAGCACCACCAGCGCACCACCACCGGGCAUGUACCCCUCCUCCUACGCACCCGACACCCUUCUGCACCAGGAGAGCGGCCAGGUGCUGGGCACGCUGCUGCUCUCGCCCAUCAAAGAGAUGGAUAGCUCAUCGUCCAAUAACACUCUGAUUCCAGGACACCCGGCCACCGCCGCCCUGGCAGCCAGCAUGAAGGAGGGCUUCGCAGCGAACAGUAUUCCUGCUGCCACCAACAUCACCACUCUGUCGUUCCCCUUCACCGUAACCAGUAGCGGUGGGGAAACGAUGCCCACUGGAACCCUGAGCAUCUUGCCCAUAACGGCCAACGCCCAGUUGCCCACGAUCACGACAACGGCCAGUGGCUAUGAUACCAACGAUGUGAUCACCACCAUACCGGUGUCCCUGUCCAUCCAGCGAUCCCCAUCCGCACUCUCCAUUGUGGAACUGACUGGGGCCGAUGUCCAGGAUGGAUAUAGCAACAGUGGUUCCAGCAAUGGAAAUGGUGGAAUCACCACCACGGCCCUGCUGUCCGUCAAACCGCUCAAUGGAAAUGCAAACAUUUCGCGGAACAACAGUUUCAACUUGAGCCUCAAUCUGCAGGAUCCACAGCAGCGAUCCUCGGUGAGAUCAGUUGGCCACACGGAUACGGUGGACAACUCGGCCACUAUGCCAAUGCCACAGAGGAGUGGCGGUCUGGAGACUGGAGGAGGAACUGGAGGAUCUUCGGCACCCUCGACGCUGGCGAAACACAAGCCGGAACAAAAAACCGGAGAGGUGUACGUCUGACAUUGAGAUCUUAUCCGUAAUAGAUCGGUAUAUAUUCCAUCGGAAUUCGAGCCACGUAAUUAGGUUUAAGACCCAAGGGCCUUGCGGUCACCCGGAACCACUAAAAUGAUAUUAUCAGUAGCAUAGAAAAGUUUGAUUAGUUCAAGGAUUUCCUCCUAGAAGCCUUUUAAUCACUUUUUGUAUCAGAUCAGGAAAUCUCAUACCGUGUAUUAUUUUCGUUCCGUUUUUCGGAAAUCAAAUUGGUAAAUUUUAAAUAAUAUAUUGAUCAAUUCGAAUUCCGAAAAUUGUAAUCUAUAUAUAAACGAUAUUAGACCCCAAAACUUCUUACUUUAUAAGUUCAGCUCAACAAAAUUCUAGUAAAUACAGAAAGUAUAUUACCAACCGAUUGUAACUGUAUAGAGUAUUGUAUAUAACUAGCAUAUUGAUUAGGAAAUUGACUUAUUGUUUUGGCACUUGCCAUAUUAGUUAAGCGUUUGAAUCUUUGCAUAACUUUAUGAAGAAUCUCUAUCUCGUGUAGGCAGUGUAAAUACUUGUAAACCAACACAGUAUGUGAUAUGCGAUUGUUAUCCAGCUAGAUUUUGUAUCUUUACAAGUACCGAUAGAUAAGUGCCUAAGUAUAUAUUUUGUAAUUAAAAUCCCCUGUAUGUGAAAUGUAGGAAAUCAAUGUGAAUCUAUGGCCUUUGUACAGAUGAAGAGGCAACUUCUUGUAGUUAUACUUUGAAAUAAAAUAAAUCACUUAACAAAGAA